UUAAAAGAAAAACUCGAAUAUUUCCCAAUACCAUCUCUACGCCGUUGAUUAUAUGUUACUCUGUUCCGCGACGUAGAUGAUAGAAACUGAAUCGAAAAGGCGACAACAUGUGAAUAACCGCUCGACAUUGUCAUUUGAGAACCACAGAAAAAAGAAAAAACGGUUCUCUCUUCACCAUAAGAGCUCACUCUAGCUACCCAAAGUACAUUUCCCUCUCACCUCUCUAGAGCACGAGCAAUGGAGUCGCGAGUAUUGUCACGCGCCACCACCACUCUCUCCUCUUUGCCUCACUUACGGAGGCCUAUGCGAGAGAGCAAUACUACCAGUUUCGUUUCAAUGAAACCGAUCGGAACUGUCGGUGAAGGCGGGAACCUGAUAUGGGGAAGGCAACUCCGGCCAUCUCUGCUUUUGGAAAGCUCUCCAGCAACCAAACGGGAGAAUCUCCGCCCAACAAUGGCUGCUGCUUCUUCUCCUGCUGAAGGAAGCGAUUCCUCCGGGGAUAAAGUUGCUCCGGUCGGAUUUUUUGAAAAAUAUCCGGCACUCGUUACCGGAUUCUUCUUCUUCAUGUGGUACUUCUUGAACGUGAUAUUUAACAUACUCAACAAGAAGAUCUACAAUUACUUCCCUUAUCCUUACUUUGUGUCAGUGAUCCAUUUGUUGGUUGGAGUUGUUUACUGUUUGGUUAGCUGGGCCGUUGGUCUUCCUAAGCGCGCCCCAAUUGACUCAAACCUCCUGAAGCUGUUGAUACCUGUUGCCGUGUGUCAUGCGUUAGGCCAUGUGACCAGUAAUGUUUCAUUUGCAGCAGUUGCUGUCUCCUUCACUCAUACAAUCAAAGCUCUUGAGCCCUUCUUCAAUGCUGCUGCUUCUCAAUUUAUUUUGGGACAGUCAAUACCCAUUACACUGUGGCUUUCACUUGCUCCCGUGGUUAUUGGUGUUUCCAUGGCAUCAUUGACUGAGCUCUCAUUCAAUUGGAUUGGCUUUAUCAGUGCUAUGAUUUCCAACAUCUCUUUCACUUACAGGAGUAUCUACUCGAAGAAAGCUAUGACUGAUAUGGACAGCACUAAUAUCUAUGCUUACAUUUCCAUCAUUGCUCUCUUUGUCUGUAUUCCACCUGCCAUUAUUUUCGAGGGACCUCAAUUAAUGAAGUAUGGUUUUAAUGAUGCAAUUGCUAAAGUGGGUACAACCAAGUUCAUCACAGACCUCUUCUGGGUUGGAAUGUUUUAUCACCUCUACAACCAGUUGGCUACCAACACUUUGGAGAGGGUUGCACCUCUUACACAUGCAGUCGGCAAUGUGCUGAAACGUGUGUUUGUGAUUGGCUUCUCAAUCGUUGUCUUUGGUAACAAGAUUUCAACACAAACUGGGAUCGGAACAUGCAUUGCAAUUGCUGGAGUGGCAAUGUACUCCUUCCUGAAGGCUAAGAUUGAAGAAGAGAAACGAGGAAAAACAGCAUGAGAAGGAAAGAAGCACCCGUGAAGAAAGAAGAAUUUGCAUGUAAAGAGAUAAUCUAUUGCUCCAAAGAUAAAAAUGACAAGUGGAGUAUCCUAUUGUCAUUGUGAAUUUUUUUUUUUCAUCAAUUUUCUUUCAUUCAUGUUCAGUAAAAAUAAUGUAUGUCACUUGCUAUGUCUCUCAGAACAAGCUUUAUAUCAGUUAGUGAGUUUAACAGAAAGACUCGGAAUGAAUUAUGUGAAUACUAAACUAAAUUUCCA
Messenger RNA from Ricinus communis (castor bean), 1709 nucleotides. Its product is annotated as triose phosphate/phosphate translocator TPT, chloroplastic. The record is from RefSeq and is a predicted model, not a curated record. The transcript is spliced from 12 exons. Gene Ontology annotation, molecular function: antiporter activity. NCBI's taxonomy places the organism in Eukaryota, Viridiplantae, Streptophyta, Magnoliopsida, Malpighiales, Euphorbiaceae. Gene Ontology annotation, cellular component: Golgi apparatus; membrane. Bases 238 to 1455 code for a protein of 405 amino acids. Gene Ontology annotation, biological process: transmembrane transport.